This is a messenger RNA of Opisthocomus hoazin, 1046 nucleotides long. RefSeq names its product Ras association domain family member 6 (gene RASSF6). The record is from RefSeq and is a predicted model, not a curated record. Gene Ontology annotation, biological process: signal transduction. NCBI's taxonomy places the organism in Eukaryota, Metazoa, Chordata, Aves, Opisthocomiformes, Opisthocomidae.
GUUUCAUCUCUUCUGAAUAAAUGAAGAAAGUGACUAUGAAAGCACAGCAUCUGCCUUCUGUUUCCAUCAACGAGGAGAAGUUCAUAACCAGAGAGCAGCUCAGGUCUCUUCUGAAGACUUAUAACUCGUACUAUUCUGAUCAAGAAAAUCUGCAACUGUCACAUAACCAGCGAGAAGGAAGCAAACCAUUUAUUGAAGGAAUCUUGUCAAUAUUUUGGGGAAUCCGACAUCCUAUCCGAUUAAAAAUUCAGGAUGAGAAGCAGAUACCCUCGUUUGUAACGCUGAAGUCAACAGAGAAUGUGGGUUCGUUCCCUAGUAGAAGGGGAAUGACACGCUGGGGAGAAUUUGAUGAUCUGCAUCAUAUUAGCGGGGAGACGUUGACAUCUACUGAAGAAAAGCCAAACACUGAGAAAAGUUAUUUGUGUUACGAAAGCCGCACUCUGAAGUGCACGAGCGAGCAGGACCACGACUGCGCGACGCUGCCCAGGGCCGGCAGCCACGCGGCGGCUGUGCGGAAGAGGACCAAGCUCCCCACGGCAGCGAGGGCACAAGUAGAAACCCACAGGUUUUCCAUUAAUGGCCACUUCUACAACUACGAGACAUCAGUUUUCACUCCUGCUUUUGGAUCAGAAACCAAAAUAAGAAUAAACAGCCUGAUGAGGACAAAACAAGUAAUAGAACAGUUGCUUCGGAAGUUUAAGAUAGAAAACAGCCCCCAUGAGUUUGCCCUUUACAUUAUCCACGCCUCCGGAGAAAAGAAGCAGCUGAGGAGUGGAGACGUUCCCUUACUGCACAGACUCUUGCAGGGGCCCUCGGAGAAGAUUGCCAAGUUUUUUCUCAUGGACAGGGAUGUGGAAGAGAUCAGCAGUGACGUUGCUCAGUAUAUUCCAUUUCAUCUGCCCUUCUUGGAGUCAAUUCUGCACAGAAUCAAUGAAGAAGAAGAACAGGAGAUUCAGCAGACAAUUGCAAGGUACCUGAAAGAGAAGAGUCUGAUAUGCCAGCACCUGCACAGUCGAGCUGUUAAAAAAACAGAGACUACUGUUUGA